AUGGUAUCGUCGUUCGUUCAAGUGCUGAUUGGCGCUCUUGCAGCUACUGGUGUUUCUGCUGUGCACCUCAAAGCACCGCUCAAUCAGACUUAUGACUAUGUCAUUGUUGGAGGAGGCACGUCAGACACCGUCCUCGUCGUCGAAUAUGGCCCGCUAAACAACGACCCACGUAUCCUUCUCCCAGCCGACACGUUGAACUUCGACCCAUCGCGUUUCUACAACUUCACUACAGUCCCCAAUGCCGGACUCAAUAAUAAUUCUCGUAACGUCUUAGUUGGCGCCUUAGUUGGUGGCGGAAGUGCCGUAAAUGGCAUGUUCUUUGACCGCGGCAGCGUAGCUGACUAUGAUGCAUGGGAGGCGCUCGGAAACAAAGGCUGGGGCUUCGAAGACCUCCUUCCAUACUUUAAGAAAUCUGUUACCUUCACGCCCCCAAGCAAAGAAGUAGCGGAGAAGUACAACUACACGUGGGACGAAGAGGCAGCGUAUGGCGGGAAUGGCGAGAUCCAAGUCUCUUUCCCACCAUUCCAGUUCCCAGGUCAGAAUCGUGUGUGGAAUGCGUGGAAGGAGAGUGGUAUCCAGAAGCCCAAGGAAGCUGCUGCGGGGAACGCGCUUGGAGCGAUUCUGGCACCUAGUGCGUUGGAUCCCGUGACGAGGACGAGGAGUUAUGCUCGGACUGCGCAUUAUGAUCAAUAUGCCCAGAGGCCGAACUAUCACCUUCUGACUGGAUAUCAAGCUACAGAGGUCUUGUUCAAGGAGGGUGGUGAGCUGGAGGCUGAGGGCUUGAACGUCGUCAAGGUGGGAAGCACUGAGAAGACGGUGGUGAAGGCGAGGAAAGAAGUCAUCAUUGCCGCAGGCGCGAUAUGGACGCCAUGGUUGCUCCAGCGCAGUGGUAUUGGUCCCAAAAGCAUCCUCGACAAGGCAGGUAUCGAAGUCAAGAAGCAUCUGCCUGGCGUAGGCGCAAACUUCCAAGACCAUCCCCUUGGAGGCAGUGUCUGGAACUGGACGAACAACCCUUACAACCCCAAAUCUUCGGAUCUGGCAACCAACCAAACAUUUUACGCUGAAGCUGAGAAAGAGUACAUCCAGUCGCGUGAAGGCCCUCUCACUUUAUCACGAGGUAACCAAGCUGGCUUCCUACCCCUCAAGACCCUCGAUCCAGAAGGCUGGCAAACGCUUGUAGAUGCCGUCGCAGCUCAAGAUCAAACUCCCUAUCUCCCAGCCGAAUAUGACGAAACGCUUAUCGCAGGUGCCAAAGCAGCACAAAAGCUCACGGCCGACCUUCUCGGACGCGAAGAUGCUGCAGCCUAUGAAGUCCUUUUCGGUGAAGGGCCUGUAGGUAGUGGCGUGUUGAUGCGCCCCUUGAGUCGCGGCACCGUAAGUAUCAAUCCGGCAGAUCUCUCAUCAGGUCCAUUGGUCGACUGGCGGACUUUCUCCAAUCCCUUGGACGUCAAAGCCCUAGCUCGUAUGGUGCCUUUCGCGCGCCGCUUUAACACCCUAUCUUCGUUCUCUGGCCUAGAUCCCGUUGAACUAACACCUGGUUUGAAUGUUACGAGUGAUGCUGCGAUUGAGCGAUACUUGCGCACUACAACGGCGCCAACCUUUGCUCAUCCGGCGGGUACUGCGUCAAUGCUUCCAAAGGAACAUGGAGGUGUGGUGGAUACGAAUCUGAAGGUCUAUGGUGUGGGGAAGUUGAGCGUGGUAGAUGCAAGUGUGAUGCCCUACCUGCCGGCGACGCAUCUCUGUACAACUGUUUAUGCUAUCGCGGAGAAGGCUGCGGAUGCCAUCAAGGCGAGGACGGGUUGGAAUGAGUAA
Messenger RNA from Alternaria postmessia, 1812 nucleotides. RefSeq lists its product as uncharacterized. The transcript is spliced from 2 exons. Lineage: Eukaryota; Fungi; Ascomycota; Dothideomycetes; Pleosporales; Pleosporaceae. Gene Ontology annotation, biological process: secondary metabolite biosynthetic process. Gene Ontology annotation, molecular function: oxidoreductase activity, acting on CH-OH group of donors; flavin adenine dinucleotide binding. The coding region runs from base 1 to 1812 and encodes 603 amino acids. The record is from RefSeq and is a predicted model, not a curated record.